Messenger RNA from Botrytis porri, 513 nucleotides. RefSeq lists its product as uncharacterized. Bases 1 to 513 code for a protein of 170 amino acids. The transcript is spliced from 2 exons. The record is from RefSeq and is a predicted model, not a curated record. NCBI's taxonomy places the organism in Eukaryota, Fungi, Ascomycota, Leotiomycetes, Helotiales, Sclerotiniaceae.
AUGGCUACCACACUCCCACAACCCGAGAUCGCACUUGGUUCCAGAAUGCCUGUGAUCUGUCAAAAGCUCAUCUCAGAUAAUCCAACCUUUCCAAAGAAUCAUAGGUUCUACGAUGUUGAUCAGCUCAUCGUAUUUGUUGGCAUGGUCUUCCUCCCUUACUUGCAGGUGGAGCGAGAUAACAAUCCGUUAUCGGUAUUGGAACUUCGGAAACGCAGUGGAUAUACAGAUAGUAGCGAAGUUGAACUCAGUUCGAAUGGUAACAUCAUGCUCAACUACCACUGCGAUACAAGGUUUCAUCUUGAUUUCAAAGCCCAUUUGAUGAAUAUCUGCAAAUCCGUUCUCGAUCUCAGCACAAGAGGACCAAUAAAUCACGAUGCCAAUCCGAAUCCAGUUCAAGUUCCAAAUCUUGAACUUCAGCUCGUCCUAAUCGACUGGGUGCUUGAAAGCAAGGUGAAGGGGGCCCGAAAUAAAAAACGAAAGUUGAAAACUUGUACGGGCUCAGAAUCAGACUAG